AUGGCGAGAGGGGCGAUGCAGACGAGCGGCAAAGGCAAGCCGUCGAAGAAGCGCUGGACACGCGCACACGUGAAGUUCAACGGUUCGGCGCGUGCACGCGACUUGUCUCAGGACGCGAUCAUGGCCAACCGACACAGCGCGUAUUCUUCCCUCCAAUCUACCGACGAGGAGGCAUCGUACUAUAGCGCGCCCUCGCGGGCUGUGCAUCGCAUGCCCUCCGAUAACUCGGACUAUGGCGACGGAUACUUAGCCGCCAGACCGCUUUCGGGGGUUAGCGGUACCUCUGGCUCGAGUGCGAGUAGCCGAUCUUUACCCGAACCGCCACAGAUACCCGCCAUACAAUACCCCCAGGCAAACUACACCGCACCGAGUCUACCCACGAUUGAUUCUGGGGACCCUCUCGACUUCGACGACUUUUACGGCGCAGCAGCGUCUGCACCGACUCACGACCCAUUUCACGACUCCAUACCACGCCCUCUGUCUACAGUCUACGAAACAUCUCGCGAACCCUCGCCUGCGCCAUCGAGCGAACACCACCAACCACAGCGACCCCUCCCUCUUCCACAACCUCAGUUUCCAGCGACAUCUUUCAAAACACCACCACGACCCUCCGUAUUCCAGCGCAGGGUCUCUCCCUCCCCACAACAAGUUGAUCACUUCAAGCGCGAUCUAGAAGUCGGAUAUACAUCCGGCUCCCGCUUUAGCACUCCUCGCUCUCGAUCACCCACUCCUGGCCCAGGCGACGGGUCAUUCACCGGUCAACCCAAUAUGCACUAUACCGGUGUCACAGGAUAUAGUGGCUACACGGGCUAUACUGGAGGCUCUGCCUACGAUGACGAGAAAGACCUGGGCUCGGAUGAUGAAUACGACGAGUACGACGAUGACCAGGUCGACGAGAUGCUCUCCGAGAAGCAACGGGCGCCACCUGCGCAUUCGCGCGCGUUCAUGAACGCUGCUUCCAGUCUACCACCCCCUGGAGACAUGGGCCCUUCCUCUACCAUGCACUUUGGCCCCGCGCCGACCGGCCGUGUGCAUCGACGUAACAAACGACGGCAGGUCAAGCUCACCAAUGGCAACCUCGUCGUAGACCUGCCCAUACCGCCGAGGCUGGUGCUGCCGCGCGUGGGCGACCCUGAGGUCAUGAAGACGCGGUACACGGCCGUGACGUGCGACCCAGAUGAGUUCGAAAGCUCGGGUUUCUUCCUGCGGCAGAACGAGAGUGGACGGCGCACCGAGCUGUUCAUCUGCGUGACGAUGUACAAUGAGGACGAGGUUCUGUUCUGCCGGACAAUGUACGGCGUCAUGCGGAAUAUCUCGCACUUGUGCACGCGUAAGAACUCGCAAACAUGGGGCAUUGACGCAUGGAAGAAGGUUGUUGUUUGCAUCGUCGCAGAUGGACGCAAGAAGAUCCACCCGCGAGUUCUCGACUGCCUCACGCUCCUUGGGAUCUACCAGCCUGGCGGCCACAUGAAGAACAUGGUCAACAACAAAGCCGUCACCGCCCACUUGUUCGAAUACACCGCCUCUUUCGCACUCGACGCCGACAUGCACUUCCGGUACCCUGACAAGGGUAUUGUUCCCACGCAAGUCAUCUUCUGUCUCAAAGAGAAGAACCAGAAGAAGAUCAACUCGCACCGGUGGUUCUUCAACGCUUUUGGACGAGCACUGCAGCCGAACGUAUGCGUUCUCCUCGACGUUGGCACGCGUCCCGGUAGCAAGAGUAUAUACCACCUCUGGAAGACGUUUGACUUGAAUAGUAACGUGGGCGGGGCAUGCGGCGAGAUCGCUGCGUAUAAAGGACGAUACUGGGCCGGUUUGAUCAACCCCCUUGUCGCCGCGCAGAACUUCGAGUACAAGAUCAGCAACAUUCUUGAUAAGCCGACCGAGAGCAUGUUUGGAUACAUCAGCGUGCUUCCCGGAGCGUUCUCUGCGUAUCGGUGGAUCGCAUUACAGAACGACAAGACCGGGCGCGGACCGCUUGCUUCGUACUUCAAGGGCGAGGUUUUACAUGGCCGCGAUACGGACAUCUUCACGUCGAACAUGUAUCUCGCAGAAGAUCGCAUCCUUUGCUUUGAACUCGUCGCAAAAGCAAACUCAAAUUGGGUCUUGCGCUAUGUCAAUAGCGCAGUUGGCGAGACCGACGUGCCCGAUGCACUCCCCGAGUUCAUCUCGCAGCGGCGACGAUGGCUCAACGGCUCGUUCUUUGCCGCUACCUAUGCGAUCGCGCACAUACCACAGAUGAUGGCAAGCGGUCAUAGUCUGGCGCGGAAGUGCUGGCUACUGCUCCAGGCGUUCUACAACAUCAUCAACUUAAUCGCCAGUUGGUUCGCCAUCGGGAACUUCUACCUGUUCUUUGUCAUCUUGACGAGUAGUCUCGAGGCGAAGGAGUUCGGGUUCCAAUGGAUCCGCUACGUGAACUCCUGUGUCCAGUACUUCAUGGCUUCGCUCGUCAUUGCAUGUUUCCUCUUCGCGAUGGGCAACAAGCCUCGCGCUGUCCAUUGGAAGUAUAAGCUCAUCGCACUGCUACUCGCGAUCCUGAUGGUCUACUUACUCUUCGCCGCCGUUAUGUGUGCCAUCCAAGCGGGUCAUGAAGGAGGUGCAGCGAACCGUGUCAUGGCGUUCAGCCUGAUCGUCACUUACGGAGCCUACGCAUUCUCGAGCUUGCUUGCGUUCGACCCUUGGCAUAUGAUGACAAGCUUCUUGCAGUACAUGCUCCUUUCGCCCAUGUAUAUCAACGUUCUCAACAUCUACGCGUUUGCCAACCUGGACGACAUCUCGUGGGGUACGAAAGAGGACAUGACGCCCGAUACCGAUCUUGGAGCAGUCGUUCAAGAUGUACUCAAAACAGUCGAAGUCGACAUGCCCGAGAGCGAAGCAGACGCCAACGCCGUGUACGAAGACGCCAUCCACAACCUCAAGCAUCGGACGCCUGUCAUCCGCGGGGACGGUCAGCUGUCGAAGGCUGAGCGCGAGCAGGCUGCGAAGGAGUACUACGCUGGUGUGCGUACGAACGUCCUUUUGGCGUGGGUCGUGUCGAACGGCUUGCUGUUGGCUGGAAUCUUGGGUGGUGGGCAGAGUAGUGCAACGUUCACGAAUGGGAAUAUGACUGCAGCCAAGAGCUAUAUGACCUUUGUUCUUGCGUUCGUGGGGAUCACCUCCAUCAUCCGUUUGAGCGGCUCGACAUGUUACCUACUCAUUCGCAUUCUCACAGGAUGA
Molecule: messenger RNA, 3216 nt
Organism: Peniophora sp. CBMAI 1063
Lineage: Eukaryota; Fungi; Basidiomycota; Agaricomycetes; Russulales; Peniophoraceae
Source: the annotation of a GenBank genome assembly